UCGAAUCGGAGUAUUCGGACGAACUAAGGUUCAUUGCUGUUAGCUAGUGGUCCUACCACAGACCUGAUCUACGAAAGGUAUCUAUUUCUCCGAGACCUCGGGUUUCAUUGGUAGAUGUGACUUGGCCAAUGACAUAAGAAGUCAUAGCACAUACCUAAUGUAUAUAAUAGUGUGGUAAUGUGUUCUGAAUUUAGGGAUGGGUUGCCUGCCGACUACCGAGAAGCAGGAUUCAAGUUUAUUAUUUACGUGCAAAAUCGCUGAACCUAAGCAUCACAAUCUAUUCUAAGAUACACAAGAAAUUAUACGAAAGUUAAGAGCUGCUAUGUUCCAUUUGAAAAGUCGGCGGCUAACAUCCUGAACCCGAGAAAUAGUAAUAGUUAAUGACAUGCAUAUAACGCGGUUACAUCAAUUUCCGAAAUUGAGGUUCAAAGUCCCAACGCUCGAGUUUUGACCCUCUCCACGCAAGCGAAAGCAGAUCCUCCACAAAAUCAAUAUUUAUUGUUCCCGGGCACCGGAAUCAAAAGAUUCUAGCGUGAGGAUUACUCGGUAGGUCCCACAUGGAUUUAUCUUUCAUGGGGUCCGUCUAUCUUAAGAUCGCUUGGCAAGGCGUUAGGCUCGCUCUUGCCGUGGAAUUGUAGAAUCAGGGAAUAUUAAGAUGUGUCGUGGCCCAGGUACGCCUGCCACCUGCCUACCUAUGUUUAUCGGUUUAUCUCUUCAUAUAUACCAAUAGAUGUCGUUUACAUACUUUCAGUCUCGGAAUAUAUCGAGGAGGGCUAACGUCUAGCGUCAUACCCACGUUGUUGUUGAUGAUUUUCUUUUCUUCUUCCUAAUGAACAACACUCCUUUGAUAUAUCAUGGCGUCAAUUCCAAUAAUGGAUCUUGUUUCUCGUGAUAGCCACGUUCUCGGCGUGAAUCGUGGAGCACAAGUGACGGGUGUUGCUUGUGCUUCUUUGGCCCUGCCGUGGAUCGCUGGUGUACUUCGGAUUUAUGUCAGGACUAGAAUUCAAAAGUUCUUUGGAUCUGAAGAUUGGUUGACUGUUGCUUCUAUGGUAUGUCUAAGUAUUCCAUCACGAUCCAUGAGGAAUGUUACUGAUAUCAUGGAUCAUAGACAAUACACACUGCCCUCAUCACACUUUUAUUGCGAUCACUCCACUUUGGACUCGGUGCUCAUAUAUACAAUAUCAGUCCAGAUUAUCUCGAUAUAGUUGCCAAGGUGUGCAUACUUGGAACAAGUACAUAGUUGGAUAUAAAAUUAACUAUCUCCAGUAUAUUUUCGCAAGUGAGCUUCUUUAUGUCAUCACCAUGGCUAUCACGAAAGUAGCUAUCGGGGUUUACUUCCUACGACUUGCCAGCAAGCGAUAUCAAUUUUGCAUCAUCUAUAGUGUUAUGGCUAUGGCACUUUCGGUCAGCUCGGCAUAUUUCAUCUUCGUGCUAUUGCAAUGUCAACCAAUAUCUUAUUUCUGGAAUAUGUUCGGCGACGCCACCGGAACUUGUUUGAGCACAUCAACUCGAGCUAAUGUCACAUAUGCACAUGCUGCCAUGAGUGCUGUAACGGAUUGGGCUUAUGGUAUUCUUCCAAUUACAUUUGUUUGGAAGGUAAAGAUGAAUCCCCGCACAAAGCUAUCAGUUGUUCUUAUUCUAUCUCUCGGAUUCUUGUAAGUAAUAUCAUCCUCAAUUCCACACAACUUUUCCCCUAACAUCCCUAUAGUGCAAGCACAGCAACACUAGUACGUAUAUACUACAUCAACAAACUCAACCAAACCACCGACUACACCUGGGAAGGAAUCAACCUCGUAAAAUGGUCCAUCGUCGAGCCCGCCAUCGCCUUAACAGCCGCAUCCUUCGCAACUCUCCGACCCCUCUUCAGUUCCCGCUCCCAAAACCAAGCCUCGAGUCUCUACUCCAACAGUUCAAACCGUGGUAAAGAUUCCCAAGAAACGCUCCGCAACUCCGAAGACGAAUGUUCGCAACAAUUCGCCGCGAUGUUGGGUCUAAGCGAGCGAUACGGCGUGCGCACAUACGUAUACGCAGACAAGAAAAUCGUACCAAAGGAAGAUGUGGAAACGCAACGAUUGCAAGCAGCGUGGAAAAAUGAAGAAUUGGACGAGUCGAUAGAAGCGAGUGUUUUGCACGGAGCAAGCCAGGCUGGAGGUGGUAGUCGCUCGACGGGAGAAACUAGUCCGACGGAGAAUAGUGCUGCGAUUGAUUGGGCUAGUGGAUGUAAGACGACGGUUAUUACUCAGACUAGUGAAUGAUUUUAUUUGUUUGUGGAGAUGAGAUACCAUUGUGCUUGCUUUGUUUUAGAUUUGCUGUGUUACUUUAGCGGGAAUUGGGAAUUGGGAUCUUUUUUUAAAGCUCUUUUAUGAUGGAUGGUAUUACUUU
Sclerotinia trifoliorum is the source of this 2382-nucleotide messenger RNA. NCBI's taxonomy places the organism in Eukaryota, Fungi, Ascomycota, Leotiomycetes, Helotiales, Sclerotiniaceae. The record is from the annotation of a GenBank genome assembly.